This is a messenger RNA of Fulvia fulva, 948 nucleotides long. RefSeq lists its product as uncharacterized. Bases 1 to 948 code for a protein of 315 amino acids. Lineage: Eukaryota; Fungi; Ascomycota; Dothideomycetes; Mycosphaerellales; Mycosphaerellaceae. The transcript has 3 exons. The record is from RefSeq and is a predicted model, not a curated record.
AUGGCAGACUCGCCUGGCCCAAUAAAGCUCUUGAAGACGGCCUUCGUUGAUUACCACCAUGCCAACCUGCCAAAAGUAAAAGACUUCCUCCGCGACUUCGGACUGGACGUUGCGCACGAAAACCCAGACGGCACAACCUUCUUCAAGGGCUACGGAACGGAACCAUUCAUCUACAUUGCCCGGCCAUCACCCAACGGCUCAUCCUCCUUCGGUGGUGCGGCAUACGUGGUUGAAGGCGAAUCGGAACUAGAACGCGCAGCACAGCUCAAAGACGCAGAAGGACCUAUCCGAAACCUCGAAGGCCCAGCCGGCGGUCGUGCAGUAACUCUUCGAGAUCCCGCAGGCCAUGCCGUGCACCUUAUCCACGGCUGGCAAGAAACCACCGCCUCGCCACCACACCUCCAAAAACUCAUCAUCAACUUCGAAGACGACAAACCCCGAAAAGGAAAAUUCCAGCGCUUCGAACCAGGUCCCGCGCCCGUGUUUCGAUGGGGCCACUACGGCGUGACGUACCCCGAGGGCUUGUACGAGCAGAUGUACUCAUGGUAUACCACCGUAAUCUCCCUGGCACCAUCCGAUAUUGUCUACCGCGGUGAAAAAUCCGUGACGUGUUUCUUCCAUUAUACCGACCACCACGCUUUCUUCUUCAAGAUGGUGAAGCCGGGGGAUCGGCCGUCGGUGGCGCAUGCGGCGUUUGAGGUGCAUGAUUUUGAUGUGCAGCAGCUGGGGCAUCAGCAUUUGACGAGGAAGGGGUAUGAGUUGUGUUGGGGCGUGGGGAGACAUGUGCUUGGGAGUCAGGUGUCCGAUUACUGGUUCGACCCUAACGAAUUCAUCCUCGAACAUUACGCCGAUGGAGACUUGGUGAAUCGAGACACGCCUAUUGCAAAAGUGCAAGCGGGGCCAGAAGCGCUCUCGGUUUGGGGUCCUCCGGUGCCAGAGGUAUUCUAG